Molecule: messenger RNA, 787 nt
Organism: Sitodiplosis mosellana (orange wheat blossom midge)
Lineage: Eukaryota; Metazoa; Arthropoda; Insecta; Diptera; Cecidomyiidae
Exons: 3
Coding region: 131-688 (185 amino acids)
Molecular function (GO): odorant binding
Source: RefSeq, a predicted model, not a curated record
CAUGUUCAUCAUUGUGGAUUUUCUUUAUUAAUAAGAACGAUGCAUUAGCACUGAAACCAUUCGAUUCGUGAAUUUCAAGCAAGUUCAUAUUCAAUCAGUUCCUAAAAACUAACUAGAAAAAUCGUCAAAAAUGAAGUUUUUCUUGUGCAUAUUGGUUCUAUCUUUCGCAACCAUGCAAGAGUUGGUGGUUGCUGAUAAACGGGGUCCGUUUGAUGCAAAUAUGUGCUGCAACGCUGAAAAAUCGGAACCUGACAGCGCAGCUCAUGAAGCAUUGAAGGAGGCUCUUGGUGGAUGUAAAAAAGAGCUGGGUUCCGAGAUGAAAGAAGGAAAGUUUCAUAUUGGCAAAUAUGCUUGCAUGAUGGAAUGUAUUUCCAAGAAAAUGAACGUUAUCGAUGCCAACGGUAACAUCAAUGAAACUGAAUUCACCGAUUCCGUGAAAAAGUUCGCUUCUGGAGAUUAUCAAAAGGCUGUAGCUGAGGAUAUUGCCAAAAAAUGCAUUGCAGGAGCCAAGACUGCUAUUGACAAUGGUGCUAAGGGUGAUAAUGAAUGCAGCUUCACUGCAAUGAAAAUGAAGUACUGCGUUGGAAAAGAAAUGUUCAAUGCAUGCCCAGCUGACAAGCAAGAUACCUCUGACCAAUGUGUAGAAUUGCGUAAAAUAACCAAUGGUGAGAAACCCAAAGAAGAAUAAAGAAUAUUUAUAACUCCGAUUGAUUAGCAAUGACAUUCUGAUGGAACAGAAACAACAAAUAAAAUAUACACGUAUGUUGCAUUUCAAAAAAUAUAAACG